GUCGCCAGGGCGGUCUGAGCUGUGGACCUCUUGUUCCGUGCCAGCGCGCCAGGCUCCCGCGGGAUGCGCGCUUUCGGUGGAGACUGGGGAGAGAUCACAAGACUGCCGGCAUUGUCUCCUUUUCCAACUCAGUUUCCUGGAUUCCUCCCAGAGACCCGCUGUUCUUUCCUUUUAACAACACACUGGUUUGUCAUGACAGAGGAGUUUUAGAGAAGAAACAAAAAAAAGAAUGGACAGUUUAAAUGAAUAUUCCCGUAAUUCAUUUGACCUACAAUCUCUAUUAAACUCACUUCCUGGAGACUUGGAAUUUAAGCAGAUCUUCAGUGACAUUGGCGAACAGAUGGGGCAGAACGCUGCAAGCAUAGAGCAUUGCAUUGAAGAAAUACAGUUUGAAGUAAACAAACUUUGUCCAGAUGUGCAGCUGCAGACAACAACCGACUGCUUCAAGUGGCUAGCUAGCUAUAAUUAUGAUUCAUCUAAGUCACCAUCUAUUUCCCAUGGAGAUUUGAUAGCGUUCCUCAAAAUAAUGCAAGAUGUAUUGAAUAAUGAAGAAAAUCAAGAAGAAAUGAUCCUGGAUCUACUCUGGGACCUCUCCUGUCAGAGCAACAUCUCAUUCCUGUCACUCCUAGGUGGGACCUCUUUCUGUUUCCUCUCCAGGACAUGUCUGCAUUCUGUUGAAGAUUACUCCUCUGUGGAUGUAAAGUCUAUUUGGGAUGAUAUAAGAUUACAUCUUCGACGAUUCUUGGUGAGCAGGUUAGAAAGCCAUAAUGAGAUCAACAAUUCACAGCAAAGAAUUGAGCUGAAAAGUCAGUGUGUGCAGCAGCUCCUCCUGCUCUACCCAGAAUCAGAAGUGGUUGCCAAGUACCAAAGCAUACGAAAGAGACUGCUGGCUACAUUUCUGCAAAACUCCUUUCCUUCCUACAACAGAGAUUCAGAUUUAGAAGUAAUUGUUCAUGGAUACCAAAAUACAAUGCUCACGAUAUAUUCAAUGAUAAAAGAGGAUUUUAACAUACUAUGUGAAAUUUUAGCUCCAUCCUCAAUGGCACAAUUCAUUAAAGAAUCUUACCUGGAUACAAUUACUGAAGAGAUGGCAAAAAUUCUUGAAAGUUUUUGUGAGCUUCAGUUCAUAAAAAAUGCUGUUCCUGUAGCUAAAACAAUCAAGAGCUCGGGCAAGCACAGAGGAGCCAUGCAUGCUUUGGUCAGCUUUGCGUGCCCACAGGAUCGAAGACACUCUUCUUUGUCCUUACAUGAACUCAGAUUCCUAUCACAGCUGACAGAAUCCACUUUGAAGGUGGAAAAAAGCAUUCAGGAACUGUUUGAAGAGACAUUUUUACUGCUUGAGAUGCCCAGGAAUGCUCCAGGAAUAGUGAAAAAAUCUGAUAAGGAAGCCAUGGGAGAGAAACAUAUAGCAAAUGAAAUCAGUGUUCCUCCAGAGCCAUUAUUACCAGUUAAAGAGGCUGCAUUGCUAGAGUUUGACUGGAGAAAUUUAUUUAAAGAGAGCUCUCUUGCCAUGGGACACUGCAUAUCAGCAGCCAUUGAAGAUUUUUCCACGAAGGUUCUCCAGCAGGAGCAAAUGGAAAGAACCUCAGCUGUGAGUUACACUAUGAACCUUGUAAAUGUCCCAAAAGUUUGGCGAGAAGGUCACAUAUUUCCCGAGGAGGAACAACCAAAGCAAGUUGCCAAGUUUUGUUCUGACAUCAUGGAAAAGCUGGACACAAUGCUCCCACUGGCUCUGGCAUGCAGAGAUGAUUCUCUCCAGGAAAUUAGGGGGAACUUCGUGGAGGGCUGCUGUAAAGUGGCAACAGCUGUCCUGGAAAGACUGCAGGAAAGAGGCAGGGAGGUGCCUUCCAGAGCACCCCUGAAGAACCUGCACACCCUCCUCUCCACGGCAGCCUAUUUAUCCCAGCGUUUCAUGCAGUAUGAUAAUCUGAUGAGAGAGACAACUAAGAAACCCAUAUUCCUGGUGCCUGUCCAGCGGUAUCAGGAAUUCAUCAACACUCUACAGUUUCAGCUUACAGAUUACUGCAUCAGAGUUUGUGCUACAAGCAUUUUACAGGAUGCUGAGAGCCACCACUGGGACGACUACAAAGCUUUUUAUGAGGGGGAAAGAUGCUCCUUUUCUGUCCAGAUGUGGCAUUACUUCAGCUGGGCUCUACGUCAUGAUCUCUGGACCAUACUGCCCGCUAAGCUGGCCCAGGAGAUUCUGGCAGGGGUCCUGGAGAAGUCGUUGUGUCUACUUGCCUCCAGAUAUGCUCAGGCAUGUCCCAGUCCUAAGAGAACGGCACAGAUAAGACUUGAUGUCACGACAAUCUUAAUAUGCACUGAGAACUUAUUAUGGUCAGUUUGUACUUCUGUACAGGAAAUUUUGAAUCCUCAUGAGUAUAACAACAAUAAAAUUUUUAAAAUUCAUACUCAUUGCAGCAACCUCUUUACAACAUUAGCAAUUUUGACAUCACCACUAACAGAAUUAUAUAAAACUUUUCAGCGUGGUGUGGAUGAUUCAGCUUCAAGUUCCUUAACGUCAUUGUUUACUCAGCCACUGCACUGGGUCUCGUGCAUCCCGCAGUCCUGCCCUUCUUCACUCAGGCCUGCAUCAGCUGGAGGACUGAACGCCAAGGGCCAGUUGAAACUACUCUUAUCCCAGCCAUGCUGUAAGUGGAACCUACUUCUGGAGACCCUGCUCCACGGUGAUGGCCUCAUACCAAGAAUCCUACUGAAAAGCUCAAAACAAGCUCCUGGCAUAGAGAAAGGCCAGAAGGAUGGCUGCAGUGUGGUCGAAGCCAUCUUCAAGGUUCUGUACCAUUGUCACCUGUCUCCACAAACAUUUGGACAUGUUUUCAUGAGCUACAUGGAAGAAGAACAGCUCUGGGAAUUUCUGUGCAGCGUUCCAGUCUCUGUGUGCACAGAGUCGCAGCCGGAAGUCAUCCGCUGUCUGAGACUGGCGCUGAUGGACGCUGUCAAGAACACUGUGCAGCAGGUAAUAGCCAUGCUGAGGUGUGGGAGAAACCGCGAGACAGACCUGAACAAGCCCCGCCUUCCUGGUCAUCUGCUCCAGAGCCUUCCACGAGAAUGGGGUUAUAUUCCAAGAGAGUCCAGAAGGAAAGAACCAAGUAAAGGCUUCCCACGGCUUGCUGCUCAGGCAGUGUCUGUGGUAAUCAGCAAGUUACCUACGGUGAUUGCAUGCUUGCCUCCCACAAUUAAAUACUUCUUUUUUCUGUCUGAGAGGAAAAUGUCAAAAAACUUGGCUGAAUUGAAGAAAGCUGGCCUGCUUGUCUGGAACUUGAUUGUAAUUAUAUGUCGGAUAUUUGAGGAUGGGAACACCGUGGAACAUUUAACAGGUGCCUUCCUUGACAGAUGGAGUAAAGAGAAAGCAGCCUUCAUCUCUGUGUGUUUGGAAAGUAUUCUAGGAGAGAGAAGCAGCCCUUGUCAGCUGACCCAGAAGGUCAUACUGAGCAUUGAGCGGCAAAACCCCAACUGGAUGGAGCAUCAGCUUCUGAGAGCAAAGACGCUGAGCAUCAACUGUGCAUUUCUGACGGUGGGGAAACGCUCAGGCACAGAAGGAGAUGCCGCUCUUGAACUGACUGAGCAGAAAACAAACGCGAUGGUCCUGGAUCUCUGCCACAAACCAUGUGGCAGCGAGUACCUGAGGCGAAUUUAUCACAUCAUGCGGCUCAAUGAGGACUAUUUAAAGGAACAACUGUCUGCUACAGACCAUUCAGAGGAAAAGCCACUACCCAGCCAACCACUGAAAGUGACCUUGAGGAAUGUAGAAGAUCAGCCUCCUGUUUUUAACCCUUUCCAUGUGCAGAAGAUGUUCACCGAGAACAUGCUAGAUCAGCAGGCAGCCACAGCAACAUGGUGCUGGAAUUGGUCAAACUUGCUGCCAAAUUACCUGCAAGUGGAUAAGAUGACCUUUGGAGCACUGCUCAAAAACAGAUGGGAAAUGAAAAGAGAUGAAACUCUGGAGGAGAAAGAAAAAAUGAUGCUGGACUAUUUAAAACAAAUUUGUAGCAUACAAGAGUCUUCUCCGUUAGACAGCACAGGCGCAAGUGAUCUGCAGAAAACAGCGACAGCUUUAUUUUAGGAAACAGUCUCCUGCGAUGGAGGCUUUCUCAGAAUCAGAGGACUCGCACAUGUGCCACAGAGCGCAGCCAUCACCGCAGUGAUGCACUGAACUGUAAAGAAUGAGAGGCUCCGUGCUUUGACUUUAGAGAUAAUUGCAAACGUUUUUCUUUCCCAAUCUUUCUCCUUAUAUGAUAAAACUGCUGCCAUCUCGUGUUCCCUUUGAAUUAUGGUUUUUUUCUUUCCUUCAAUAUUGAGGCAUCUAUGACAACAGGAAAAUAUUUGUAAAUAUUUUUCUUAUAUAAUAUUUGGAUGUUACAUUGAUUGGAGUCCCACCCCACACCGGAAGUCAUCUGAAAAUUACAAUUUGAUUUGGUAACUGAAGCCUAAGAACAGAUCUUAAUUGCUGAUUGGA
Messenger RNA from Arvicola amphibius (Eurasian water vole), 4477 nucleotides. Its product is annotated as KIAA0825 ortholog. NCBI's taxonomy places the organism in Eukaryota, Metazoa, Chordata, Mammalia, Rodentia, Cricetidae. The transcript is spliced from 21 exons. The record is from RefSeq and is a predicted model, not a curated record. The coding region runs from base 230 to 4084 and encodes 1284 amino acids.